Molecule: messenger RNA, 4892 nt
Organism: Chelmon rostratus (copperband butterflyfish)
Lineage: Eukaryota; Metazoa; Chordata; Actinopteri; Chaetodontiformes; Chaetodontidae
Product: fibulin-2-like
Exons: 17
Coding region: 191-3796 (1201 amino acids)
Cellular component (GO): extracellular region
Molecular function (GO): calcium ion binding
Source: RefSeq, a predicted model, not a curated record
CGGAGUCAGGGCAUAAACUUUACGCACAAGUUUCCUUUGGGAGCACAUCAGCACUGCAAGGUCAGAGACGCAAGGCUAAAAAGACACAAAUUCUCUCUCAACUGGAAUAAAAUCUAGCCUGAAGAGACGCCUGCUUUGGAGAACGGACUUGAAGUAUUUCAUAUUUUUUUAAAUACUUUUUUAAUGCAAAAUGAACAUUCAGAGGGCGACGUUGUUUUUCUGUUGGAUGAUUCUGUGCAUGGACACCUGUCUGAGCCAGAGAGACUGCACAGGUGUGGACUGUCCUGUUCUUCAGAACUGCAUCGAAACGGGUUUAGAACAGGGCGCCUGCUGCCCCACCUGUACGCAAAGGGGCUGCACCUGCGAGGGCUACCAGUACUACGACUGCAUCCAAGCAGGGUUCGAGAAAGGGAAAGUCCCAGAGGGGGAAUCUUACUUUGUGGACUUUGGAAGCACUGAAUGCUCCUGUCCGCAGGGAGGGGGGAAGAUAAGCUGCCGUUUUAUUCCAUGCCCUGAAAUUCCCCCCAGCUGCAUCGAUAUUUUACAACCUGCAGAUGGAUGUCCUCAAUGUGGGCGAAUUGGCUGUACGCAUGGCAACAAGAAAUACGAGGCAGGACACUCCUUUCAGAUGGACCACUGUCAGGUGUGCCACUGUCCAAAUGAAGGUGGAAGGUUAAUGUGUUCACCUAUCCCCGGUUGUGACCUUCGUAGUUCUAAUAAGCCCAUGUGGGUUACGACCACUAACAACAACAACCCUUUGAGAGAUGUUAGCAGUCGCCAUGACAGCCGACAAACGAGUCCUGUAGAACCAUUUUCCAAGCUGGCGCUGGGAAACACUCUCCCACUGUAUAAGCAGGACCCACCCAGUCUUGGCAAUGAGGAUUAUGACUAUACGUUGGCAGGGCCGACGUCUUCCACUAUGCAAAAGCUGGCCCAACCACUGGAAUCUACUACAGUACCACCAGCUUACCCAGAGUCAAGCUCCACUUCAUUUAAAUCCCAUGAUGACAAGAGACAUGAGCUGAGAAGGACGCAAAAAAGCCCUGAUCCAGAGCGGAGCAGAGAGUCUGAGGUCACACAUAACAUGGAUCCAACCACUGCGGGGACUCAGGGCGAAACGUCAACGUCGCUAACAACCACACAGAAGGUGACCACAGAGAACCACAGGCCGCAACAGGAAAGCGGCGAAAGGGCCAUUAGACAUAGCAGUGACAGAAACAGGGUGGUGCAGGAUGCUUUAAAAGACACAGCAUACGGCGCACGUGCAAACAAGGGGUCCAGGCACAAACACAGUCAUGGCGGUCACACUGGGAGUCACGGCGGCUCCCGUUCUGUCGGCCAUAAGGAACAGGAAAAGGUGUCGGUGGAGCGCAGGCAGCUGCUCGGUAAAGAAGAGCAGGGCUCAUACCCCACGAUACAGUUCAGUCCCACCAGCAAAGCUCCAGUCAGGAUGAGGGAGGAUGGAGAGCAGCCUCAAAGACAACCCCAGACCCUCUACAACUACCAGUCUCAGGGUUUGGAGGGAGACGCAGAGGUGUCUGCCAGGGAGCUGGUGAAGACCUGCUGUGAGACAGGGGAGAAAUGGGCUUCAGCUAAUGGUCACUGCAACAGCAUGGAGCCACCCACAAAAGAUAGCCGCUCCAUCUGCUGGACUGCCCAACAACAGUGCUGCCUCGGCUCCCUGGGAGAAAGUCGGUGUUUGGCUGGAAUUAAUGCUGCCCGAGCAGGAGAUAUGUGUCAAGAGAAUGCCAGCGAUAAAUGUGGGAUCGAUUCCUACAAGGAGUGCUGUGACUGCUGCGCUCUGGGGCUGCAGUUCCGCAGCGAGGGGCAUCGCUGCGAAGCCCACCCGUACCUGGGCUUUCACUGCAGGCACGUCUUUGUGACGUGCUGUGAGGGGGAGGGCAGUCAGGACGACUGGCACUCUGUCAGAGAGAGGCCCGCUCUCACCUCCACUCCAACACCUAAAAAAGUAUCUGACAGCCCGUACCCUAAAGAGGCCUUCUCCAUCGGGGAGGAGCGUGAUGGGGAGAAUGCAGUGGAGGGUCCGGUUGAGGUGGAGGACAUGGACGAGUGCCUGAUGUAUGAGGGCAACAUCUGCCACCAAAGAUGCAUCAACACGCCAGGCUCUUUCCGGUGUGAGUGCUUCCCUGGAUACGUGAUGCAAGAGGACGCGUUCACUUGUGCGCAAGAGACGGUGGACGAGGAGAACAGACUGAAGGAGGAUGACAGAGCGGGAGCGGAGCCCACUUCACCGCUUCCGCCUCCCACCGAGCGCCCCGUCCCACUCAACCCCUGUGAAGGAAGCAACCCAUGUGAGCAACACUGCACCUCAGUGGGCGGAAGGCCACAAUGCUCCUGUUUCCCAGGAUUCUCCCUUAUGGCUGACGGGCGCUCCUGUGAGGACGUUAAUGAGUGCUUGUCCGCACGUGCCUGCCAGCUGAACGAGCGCUGCGUGAAUACUGCAGGGAGUUAUGUCUGCCAGAGACUGAUCACCUGUCCCCCGGGACACCAGAUCAACAAUGAUGUUUGUGAAGAUAUCAAUGAGUGUGUGCAGCAGAGCCAUAACUGUGGACCCGGCUUUGAGUGUGUGAACACAGAGGGCUCGUUCAGGUGCAACCCUAAACCUCGAUGUCCUGUGGGCUUUAACCAGGACGCAGGGGGCAACUGUAUAGACAUUGAUGAGUGUGGCACUUUGGCCCAGCCAUGUAGCGUGGGAUUUAACUGCAUCAACACAGAGGGAUCCUACAUGUGCCAGAGGAAGAUAAUAUGUAGCCGUGGCUAUCACGCCAGUCCCGAUGGAUCCAGAUGUGUUGAUGUGGACGAGUGUCAGGGCAGUCUGCAUCGAUGUGGAGAGGGCCAACUGUGCCACAAUCUGCCCGGAUCCUAUCGUUGUGAAUGCCAGACAGGCUAUCAGUACGACUCAUUCAGGAGGUUGUGUGUAGAUGUAAAUGAGUGCUGGCGCUACCCAGGCCGCCUGUGUGCCCAGACCUGUGAGAACACCCCAGGCUCCUAUGAAUGCUCUUGUACCUCUGGCUUCCGCUUAUCCGGCGAUGGCAAGAACUGUGAAGAUAUGAAUGAGUGUUUGGCCAGCCCAUGCAGUCAGGAGUGUGCCAACAUCUAUGGUUCCUACCAGUGCUACUGCAGACAGGGCUACUACCUCAGGGAGGACGGGCACACCUGUGAAGACAUCGACGAGUGUUCGCAGAGCAUCGGCCAUCUGUGCACCUACAAGUGUGUGAACGUUCCUGGCAGUUACCAGUGUGCUUGUCCUGAGUAUGGAUACACCAUGUCUCCAAAUGGACGCUCUUGCAGAGAUAUUGAUGAGUGUGCCACAGGGGCCCAUAACUGCUCUCUAGCUGAGACCUGCUACAACAUCCAAGGAGGGUACCGCUGCCUUUCUCUCAACUGUCCACCAAACUACCGCAAGGUGUCCGACACGCGCUGUGAGCGGAUCAGCUGUCCCAACUAUCUGGAGUGUCAAAACUCUCCUCUGAGAAUCACCUACUACUACCUCAGCUUCCAGUCCAACAUUGUCAUCCCUGCUCAGAUCUUCCGCAUCGGACCCUCCCCCGCCUACUCCGGAGACAACGUUAUCGUCAGCAUCACGCAGGGAAACGAGGAAAACUACUUCAGCACCCGGAAGCUUAAUGCCUACACGGGUGCCGUGUACUUGCACCGACAGGUUGAGGGUCCGAGGGAUUUUUUAAUCAAUGUAGAGAUGAAGCUUUGGAGACAGGGGACGUUUACCACUUUCCAAGCCAGGAUCUACGUCUUCAUCACAGCCAGCCCGCUCUAACCGUUGGAGAUGUGCUGCGGCCACUAUGGACCUUAAUUCAGUUGAUGAGGACUUUUCACAUCACUAUUUAACAAUGCCAUAAAGUAUACCACUGUUUGUCUCAAAUGGUUUGAGUAGUUAAUCUUGCUUAUGUCCAGUUGAAGUUAAUAUUAAAACAUUGCUGUGAGAAUAGUGGAACAUUCAGAGAGAAACUGUUGGUUUGUGCCAGUUUCUGUUUUCACUGCAAUUGCAUGAGAAUCCCACAAUGUCAAUGUCUUUAUUUUUCACUUGAAUUGCAAAUAUACAGCACAUGUCAUUAAUUUCCAAUGGAAAACACAUUCCGCGUUUGCAAAAACCUAUUAAGAUCUAAAUCCAAAAUAAUAUGUUUGGAGCUGCAAAGAUAUUUAUUAUACCACCAGGAUGAAGCAAUUAGCCAUUACUUUGAUUAUCUUAACCAGAUGUCAGUAAAGCGUAAAAAAUGAUAACAGGCAACCUCUAGCUUCUGCCUGUUUUUCAUACUGAGAGACUUUCUGUUAUCAGAUGAUGUGUAAUUUGACAACACUGUGGUUAAAGCAGGAGAAAUUGUUUUGUACGAGUUCCCAUUACAGUGCCUAAUCAACUAUAUCUCUUUUCUUUGCCCCUGCGCUGCUGUUUUUGUUUUGUCUUUGAAGUACUUUAUAUUGUAUAAUUUUAUAUUACUCUAUAUGGUGAGUUUUUUUUUUCUAUAAGACACAUUAUAGAUGGAUGUAUCAUAUUUGUUAUGCUAGAUUCACAAGCUGCAAAGUAUUUUAGUAAAAUAUUAAAAAAACACCAAUGUGAUUUGGUGACUAUCGGCUAAUUUUAUUUAUCAGUAUCGCUUGUGUUUUGUUUCACAGUCAUUCCCCACUAAUUCUCACUCGACAUACUUGUUUGAUUAUGCACCAAUUCAUGCCUAUACACGGUAUAUAGUCAACAUUAUUUCUCAGUGAAGCUGUUAAACUAUAUAAUCCAUUCUUGUCAGGGCAUGUCACACAGUAAAUAUCCAUGCCCAUUUACAUACCUGUUCACACCUUGCUAGUGAGCUCAACAUGAGUGUCACCCAUCAACACACGCCUGUUUGACGCAUACACACACUUAA